AGUAGCCAAUAGUGGCGCUUGGUGCGACCUUCGCUCCGCCUUCCGGAAACACCCCUCCUGGGGCGGGCCUAAGGACGCCGCUUCCGGGGGGCCGUCCGCGCGCCUGCGCCGUUGCCACGACGAUGGGGUUCCCGGCGUGCCUCGCGACGGGGGCUCAUGGCGGCGGGGGCGCGGCCGCUCCUGCUGCUCGUGCUCUGGACGCUGGCUGCGCCGGCCCGGCCCGGCCCCGGAGAGGCGGGCGACGGAGGGUGGCAGCGGCGCGGACCGGGCGCGCCGGCGGCCGUGGCGGAGGAGCAGCGCUGCACGGUGGAGCGCCGGACCGACCUCAGCUACGCCGCGUUCGUGCAGCACUACGCCUUCUCCAGACCCGUCAUCUUGCAGGGGCUCACGGACAACUCGAGGUUCCGGGCCCUGUGCUCCCGCCAAAGGCUGCUGGCCUCGUUUGGGGACAGCGUGGUCCGCUUGAGCACUGCCAACACCUACUCCUACCAGAAAGUGGACUUGCCCUUCCAGGACUAUGUGGAGCAUCUACUGCACCCCCAGGACCCCGCCUCCCUGGGCAACGACACCCUCUACUUCUUUGGGGACAAUAACUUCACUGAGUGGGCGUCGCUGUUUCGGCACUACUCCCCACCCCCGUUCGGGCUGCUGGGCACCACUCCUGCUUACAGCUUUGGGAUUGCAGGAGCCGGCUCUGGGGUGCCGUUCCACUGGCAUGGGCCUGGGUUCUCGGAGGUGAUCUACGGCCGCAAGCGCUGGUUCCUGUACCCCCCUGAGAAGACACCUGAGUUCCACCCCAACAAGACUACGCUGGCCUGGCUCCGGGACACGUACCCGACCCUAGCACCAUCUGCACGGCCCCUAGAGUGCACUAUCCAGGCUGGUGAGGUGCUGUAUUUCCCCGACCGAUGGUGGCAUGCCACACUCAACCUCGACACCAGCGUCUUCAUCUCUACUUUCCUUAGCUAGCCACAAGGGGCGGCUGGCAAGCCCGUCGCACACCAGCACGUGCCCCUAUAGUGCUCACAGAUUUUAUUACAGGGACAGUGGUGGCAGCGGCAGCCUCCGCCCAGCCCACCCUCACCUGCUGUUUCCGACCCAGAAGGGGGACAGGAGAGGCUCACGGCCCAGCAGCAGAACUGAUGGGGAGUGGCAUAGGGACACCGGGGCAAGGAUCCAGGGACACAAACUCUGUACGGGGGCUGGAGCUACUGCCCCAAGGCCCUCUAGGGCCAGGUUACCAGGCAGAGUGGGGCGAGUGGCCCUUGCACUCGCCCUGUCUCAGUAGUCCUCCACCCAGCCGUUCUCGGAGAUGAAUGCGUCGAUGACCUCUUUCAUGGCCAGGUUAGGGAUGAGCUGUUCCUGGGUCAGGGGGCUCCGGGUCACAGGGUCAAAGUGGCCUACACGCUGUAGUGACAACAGGGUCAGGAGGUGCUCAGGGGGUCCAGGCCCUGCCCCCGAUGCCUGCUGGCCCUCACCUGCAGGUGCUCCUCGAUGUCUUUGCGGUCAUAAGUGAUGCCGCUGGGCGUGAUGCAUGGCUCCCGCAUCAACUCAAAGCUGAUCUUGCCACA
Messenger RNA from Equus caballus (horse), 1571 nucleotides. It is a transcript of the gene JMJD8, whose product is annotated as jumonji domain containing 8. Gene Ontology annotation, cellular component: cytoplasm. Lineage: Eukaryota; Metazoa; Chordata; Mammalia; Perissodactyla; Equidae. The record is from RefSeq and is a predicted model, not a curated record.